This is a messenger RNA of Paramecium pentaurelia, 981 nucleotides long. Lineage: Eukaryota; Ciliophora; Oligohymenophorea; Peniculida; Parameciidae. The record is from the annotation of a GenBank genome assembly.
AUGAAUUAAAAAUGUUUAAUUUAAGAUAUCAAUAAAUCAUUUUAAUUGGAUGUAUGAAUAUUUCGAUUAUCUAAAGGUUGAAAAAACAAAAUUAGAAAUGCAAUUUUUGGUUGAUGUAGAAAGAAAAAAAACAGAAACAAAUAAAUAAAUAAUACAUUAAGCAUUUUUAGAAUCUCAAGACUUAUUGAAUGAAGCAAAUAAUAAAAAGUUAGCAAUUAUAUAAUAAUAAAAUGAAGGCACAUUAUAAUAAAUAAUAUAAAAUCAUCAAUAAGAAAUAAUAAAAUUACAUAAAUAUUAUGAAUAAUAAAUAGAUAAGAUAAAAUAAUAAUAUGCUUCAAAGGAAGAUGAAGAAAAAUUUAAUUAUUAAAAUAGUUUAUAAUAAUUAAAGAUUUAGAUUUAGACUAAUUUUGAAUAUUAACUUGAAUAAUAUAGAUAAUAAUUUUUAAGAGAAAGAAAUGAAAUUAAUGAAAGACAUACUUGGGAAAUUUAGAGAAUUAAAGAAAAAAAUGAACAAUAAAUAAAGUAUGAAUUUAAAUUAUCUAAAGAAUUAUUUUUGAUCGUCUUAGUAGAGAAUAUGAUACAAAAAUUAAUGAUUAAAUUUAUUAAUUAACAUGUAGUUAUGAAAGUAAGAUUGAUCAACUUAAACAAAAUAUUAAUUAUAUUGAAUAAUAGAGAUAAAUCUUAGAUGAAUAACUUCGUAAAUUAUCAAAACAAAAUUGUGAAAAAUAAGUAUAAUAAGAAAAGACAUAUUCUAAUUCUUCAGUAUAAACAACAAUCUUCUUUAAAGAUUAAGAGAUUCAAACAGAUUAGACUAUUCAAAUUAUUGAACCUUUAUAUUGUACUAAUUAUGAAGAAAUCAUAACAAAAAAUAAUUAAUUAAAAUAAAUGAAUUUUGAUUUAUCAUCUUAGAAUUCAGAUUUAAAGGCCAAUAUUCAAUUUCUAGAAUAAUUAGUGAAUAAAUACUAAAAUUUAUUUGAUUGA